Mya arenaria is the source of this 9192-nucleotide messenger RNA. Its product is annotated as serine/threonine-protein phosphatase 4 regulatory subunit 4-like. The record is from RefSeq and is a predicted model, not a curated record. Gene Ontology annotation, cellular component: cytosol; protein serine/threonine phosphatase complex. The transcript has 26 exons. Gene Ontology annotation, molecular function: protein phosphatase regulator activity. Lineage: Eukaryota; Metazoa; Mollusca; Bivalvia; Myida; Myidae. Bases 827 to 3670 code for a protein of 947 amino acids.
CUUUAAGUUAUCACGGUUAUGAACAGUUUUGGAUUAUUAUGAGAUUGUGUUUAUAAACAGCAAAUAUUUCUUAAUUUGUGGACGUAUAUUUUUUCCUAUGGCAAUAUGAAAUGGGAUUGACUAUAAUGAUUAAUAUUUAUUCUAUUCUGUUGGGUAAUGAUUUUUUUCUCCUAUAACUCUUCCCAGACUCAGGGAGCCAUCAUGACAUGAUCGGAACUUGGAUUUUUCUGGAUUUAGUGAUAUAAAAUUGUGUCAUUUUGUGCAAUUUUUUCCAAUAUGUUGUUCUUUGACAUUUAAACAUGAUUGUUUCUUGUAUAAACAAACAUUUAUGGUAGACUUGAAGGGCUCUAAACUUAAUGGAAAUGUUAUUUCUAAAGAUCAAAGGAUACAUUAUUGGUUUCAUAAUUGUUAAGGUCAUAAAUCACUAGUAUUACCCUAUAAAGGCAUUGUAGUCUCGUGUGGUUUAUUAACUGGUACAGCUGCUGCAUUUAUAUAUUGCAAUAGAUAUGUUUUCAUUGCAUCUUUUAUUGAUCAAUAAUAUAUAGGGCUGUAUUAUAGUCUCGAAUAUCAUUAUACGGAUGAAAGCAUGACUAUAAGGAAUUUAAUUGAGAUCACUAUAGCCAUCUAAUCCUCGCAACAACUGAAAAAUUUUGUCAUAUGAAGUGACUUUCGUGCCAAAUUUCAUCAAGAUCUUAAAGGGAUUUUACAUGAAAGAGAAUGGAUUAUACAUAUUAUUGGAGAGGUAAUCAAGAUAAUGCAACAGCCUGACUCUCAAUUUCUCAUUGUGAAUCGGAUAUGCUGAUAAGGAAAUUCAAAGGAUUACCAAAUGGGGGUGGAAACGGAAUCCAUGAAAAUCGCUCGAAGCUCAAUGGAGGAAAUCGAGGUGUUUAAAAACGCGGAUUCUCCGACCGGGGAGCGUAUAAAGCUCUUCAUAGAUGAGUUAGAGCCGAUAGAGGUUGCUGGGGGAUCUGGACAUUUAGAGAUGCCCCCUCGGCUUCCUGUGCUUCCCCUGCAGGCCUGUGUGGGGCCAGGUGACCUUGACUUUGACCUUGAUUUUAUGGUCAACCUUGAACUUGACCCUGAUGUUGAAUAUCAUUCAGGCCAAGAGGUACAGCGUAUCAGUGUCAUCAACAAUCUGCCAGACCUGCUACGUGACAGCCAUGCAGACUGUAUGCGCAGGGUUGUUCCAAAAGUCAGGGAGGUUUUGCAUGUCGCCCAGGCGGACAUGCAGCUCGCCGCGUCGUCAGCGUUCAUCCAGAUCUUGCGGAAGGACCUGGUUCCUGUGCAGAAUUAUGCGCAGACGUUUCUACAGACCAUUCUCUCCAGCGUUGACAACAAAGACCCAGAUGAAUGGAAUGGCAGCUGUUUUAGAAGUCCAGAUACAGAGAUAGCGACAGCGUGGCUGGACACUCUACUUGAUGUAAUUGACUUGCUGCCCAAAGAUAUAAUAAAAAAAGAGAUUCUAACCAUUGCAAUAGAGAAGGGCCAGCUGUCACAGCCAGUGCAGACCAGGCUCUCAUGCUGUAAAAUCCUCGGAAAAAUCGCUACAAGAUUUGAACCCUUUGUGAUAAAGAAAGAGAUCCUGCCGGUAGUUCAGUCGCUGUGUCAGGACGUGGAGUAUGAAGUGCGGGGAUGUAUGUGUCUACAACUGGAUCCCGUGUCCAGAGGGCUGGGGCUAGAGGCAACUAAAAGUGCAAUACUGCCAGAGUUGGUGGAGUUGACCAAUGAUGAAGAGAGUUACGUUCGCAUAGCGGGACUUCAGACUGUGGUCAAUAUUCUCACUCUCGUCGAUGAAGACACAUGUAGGGCAACAUUGAUACCUCUGGUGUGCAAGUUCUGUCAGCAGGCAAUGAAAACGGAAGACGUCACGCUUCCUAUCGUUGCCAAGGAGAUCGGCAGACUGGCACACGGCUUUCUUGCGUACUUGACUGAAGAACAGAAACUAUGGUUUGUGGAUUUCUUCAAGUCGAUGUGUCGGGUCGGGCUGUCGGAAAACAAACAGAACAAGAAUAAAGAAGCUGAGAAAGACUCACCAACUAAAGAUCAGGGUUCGGUAGAACUAUUUGUGCCAGUAUUACCAGACAUUCUGGAACUUGAGGAGAGGGUGAUAGAAACUCGAAGAAACUGUGCAUUUAACUUUCCAGCAAUGGUUAUGUUUGUUGGAGCGAAGUCUUUCAAGGCAGAGCUGGGGACGUGUUUCUCUCACCUGUGUAAGGAUCCAAACGUCGAAGUCCGUAAAACGCUCUCCUCAGGGUUUCAUGAAAUAUCGGGCAUGAUGGGCUCCCACGUAAACAAUCUCCUUGGUGACUUGAUAGUCCUUCUGAAGGACGAGAACACCGAGGUCCUCAAGGGCGUGGUCACCCACCUCCCAGACACAAUCACCUCAAUAUGUGGGCCCCUCACUCACCAGGCCAUGCAUGAAGCCAAGCAAAACCAGAUAGCGGACAUCAUUCCUGCAAUUCUUUCCGCUGAGUUGGUGAUAGCCUCAUCCAAUGACUGGCGUCUUCAGGAGAUGAUUGUCGAGCACUUUCGUUGUUUUCAGUACCUCACAAACAGCGAGAAUAUCUACAACAAAAUCAUUCCAGUCCUAAUGAGAAAAUUGAGAACAGCGCGAGCGAUGCCAGUUCGGCUAGCUGCUACUCGAUCCACUCUAUCCUUGGUGAGAAAUAUCAAGAAAAUGGAACAACGCUCCAACAUUCUCUGUACACUUGUAGAAGAUUUCUGUCAUGGAUAUAGCUGUCGCAAUAGGAGUUUAUUUAUAGACAUUUGUCGAGUGACUAUAGAAUAUUAUUCAAAGGCAUAUUUUAAAGAAACGUUUUUUGAAUCGCUAGUGAGUCUUCAUACGGACCCAAUACCCAAUAUUCGCUAUAGGUUGUGUUCAGUGUUACCGGAUUUGAAACGAAUAAUAAAGUUACCUAGUGAUAAAAUGCUCCAUCAGUUGUUGGAUAGUUGUGUGCGUAGACUCUUAAUAGGAGAGAAAGAUAGAGACGUCGCUCUGGCCGUGAAAAUUGCAGUGGAGGAAAUGGACAAAAUACCAGUUCAGAUGGAAUCAGCAUUAACUCGGCGUAUCAUGAUGGAAGAAGAUGUUGAAGACCAGAAAAAAGAAGCAGAUGAAAAACGACUCAUAGAGCUUGAGGAACGCGAGUUAAAAAAGGAAGAGGAGGCAGCCAAGGCAAAAGCUGACAAAAAGGGCAUGAAGGACAACGCUUCAAAAAUACCGGCGCCGAAAAAGAGCAAGGGCUCAGUCUGUGGUAAAUCCGAGCGCGAGUCUGCAGGAAUAAAACGGACACCCAGCACUACAAAUUCCACAACCAGUACCUCUACCACAGUUAAAGCAAAUACUGAGACGGAAUCACGGAUUCCUCUUGCUAACCGCUCAAAGUUAGCGAGAACAAAGUCAGGAAUGAGAACUAAGAACGCUCAAGUGAAAAAUGACUCUGCAGCUAGCAAGCUUUCUUCUACAAAGACAAGUAGGUCAGGGGUCAGUGGGGUUCCGACCCCCAGCAGUGCAGGGUCAAGAAAGAGCUCAGUAUCAAAAAUGGCAGCGUCUGAGGGCGCGCAACGCCGAGCCUCGAUAAGCAGUCCCCCCAUUUCGGUGACAGAAAAGGGUGCCGUACGAAAGAAUAGCAACGGAAGCAUUCCUGUAAAGUCAACGAAGAAAACCAAAUGAUGACAUCAUGUCUGGCCAGUUUGGUGUUCCCAAAUGAAGCAUAAUAUUUACACUAUGUGCAACUAAACGGCAAUGCAAUUUCGCCCCACUCCGCAUUUAAUGUCCAUUAAAAGUCAUGUGCUCAUUUGUGAUUGUAUAUCGGAAGUUCGGACAGUGAUUUUACAUCCUGCGUGAACAUGUUUCUGGGAUAGAGGCUGUUAUGAAGCAGUCCAAAAAUGAGAUUCUAGAUGUCUGAAAUCAAUGUGAUCAUAAACUGGUGACCUUGACAGUGUUAGCUUGUGACCUUGACAAUGAAAACUUAGGACCUUGACAUUGUCAAGGUCAAAAAAGGAGGAGGAGGCAUAUGAGUGUAGUUUGUAGCUCAAAGGAUGUUUUAACAGAUUCGACAGUGAUUGUGAACAUGCAUUUAGUCACAGAAUUGUAACAGGAAAGUUUGCGAUGUGAAAGGCAAGGAGAAGAUGUAUAGAAAAUGGACAAGUGCAUGAAUGUGACCGCCUAUCUGUGGAGAUACUUUCUGUGUGAUUCAUGGUGUAAAAUGAUGGUGGUCGUGGUCCUUAAAUGGGAUAUGACCAUGUGGAUGUAUUGGUGCAGAGUUUUGGGGAGUAAUUUUCCCUUAUUUUUAUGACAAAUGGAGCCAUGACAGUUCUUACUGUGAUAAUUACAGAAAUGGAGCAUUUAUCACAUGUGGCCUGAAUGAUUAAAUGAGUGUGAUAUUUCCAUAAAUGGAGCAUUUAUCACAUGUGGCCUGAUUUAUCACAUGGUGGUGAUAUUUCAAUAAAUUGAGCAUUUAUCGCAUGUGAAUUGAAUGAUCACAUGAUGUGAUAUUUCCAUAAAUGGGGCAUUUAUCACAUGUGCCCUGAAUGAUCAUUAGUGUGAUAAUUCAGUCAAAUGAGUAUUUAUCGCAUGAACGAAGUGACAUGAUCUGUGAGAUAUUUUGGUAAAUGGAUCAUUUAUCACACAUGAUCUGAUUGAGUGAUAUGAUUCCCAUAAAUAUGAGUGUGAUAUUUCUGGAAAUGGGGAUCCAGUGAUAAUAUUAUAAUGAUGAUCAGUUGUAAACAUUUUGAUGUGAAAGGGGCACUUCAAUCAUUUUAUAUCCAUCUGAACAAUGGAUUUUUUUUUAACAAAUCUUAAAAUUACAGCAUCUGUUCUAGAUGCUAUUUGCUCUUUCCACGACAUUUGCACCGUCAGAUUUUCUUGAAUCUAAAAUAUAAGUAAGCUGUUACCAACGUGAUAGAGUGCCCCUUUAAUUAAAAUGUGAACUGGCUACUACUUACAUGGCUUAUCUGUUGCAAGAGAUUGAUAGCCAUACUAGGUCAGAGCAUUUCUUAUUUGGAGAAAUUAUUUAUUGUGUAUUGAUAAUACAUUAUGAGCAAUAAUUUAGUCAUUCUUUCAAACUGUUUUAGGUAAUUAAGAAAAUUAUAUAGUUUGCAUGUUUUUCAUAGUUUCAACUUUUUAUGAGCUGUUCAUGGUAUAGGUUUUGCUUUAUUUUUUUGUUCCUUUUUUCAAAGACUUCUUGAACGAAUUGUUGUUCAACAUUUUCUGUUAGAAACGAAAAUGUGUAAAAUAUGGUGUAAAUAAAUAAAAAACAAACUACGGUUAAACUGAACAAAAAAUAUUGAUUUUUUUUUAAAUAUUACCAUUUUUUAACUGUUACUUUAUAAUUUGAGAUCUAUACUGAAUUUGAUUCUGAUAAAAUUGAAUAAUGGAGUGGAAAACUCAAAUUUAAGCUAAAUAAUUGGAUGCAGAAAUUUACAGGGUCAUACUGUUUGUAAGCCUUGAACUUCAGCGUUCUGAUAAGAAAUUGAUAACAUAAAGUCCUUGACUUAAUUAAGGCAGACUGUCUGUCCUUAUAAUCUUUGUGAGCUUCUGAACUUUCAAAAGUUUUCGCUUGUCCAGCUGUUUUGAAAAGAUUAGGAGUAAAGAUGUUGACACUGCCUCGGUAUAGGCAAAACUUGCUAGUUGGCUGUAACUUUAAAGCUGCACUCUCACAGAUUAACCAUUUUUACAAGUUUUUUUUAUUUUUUGUCUUGAAAAGAGCAAAUUUUUGCAUAAAUAUCUGCAAACAAAUGAUAAAAGAUUGCUGACAAAAGAUCAGAUCGCAGAUUUGCAUAUUUCUGUUCGAAAGUUAAUGUUUUAUGGCUUAAACCGUUACUAACAGUUUAAGAAAAAUGCAUAAAACAUGUCAACAGUCUUAUAUAACUGGUUUCCAUGGAUUUUUGCAAAAUUUGGCUCAUAUUCCAAGACAAAAAGUUGUCAAAAUGUUCAAUCUGUGAGAGUGCAGCUUUAAAACCUUUGAAGAUAUUAAGUAGAAAAUUGGUUGUGCUCAAUUGUAAUGUAAAAGUUAUGUAACACUAGAAGUUUUACAGUAUACCAAUGUUCAGGACGCUUUAAAUCUUUUUUAACCUCGCUAAGAUAUAUAUGUUUAAGAAGAUCCUUAUGCCAGUUUUAGUCGCUAUAAUGUCAAUUUCACAUUGUCACUUAUAACAGCAUUACGUGGUCACAAUAUUUUUUGUGAUUUCAUCAUUUUGUGUUCUUUGUAGAUUUUAUGUACAUGUUGGCUUUAAAACUGAAGGGUACCCAUAUCGCUUUCCGCUUAGGGAAUAGCAAUUAUAUAAGUGUCAAAUUAAAGCUGAAUUCUGUCUGUGCAAAAUGUACAACGCCAAGACCUGAGCGCUUUUGCUUUUUUGGGCGGUCUACAUUUCGAAACUGUAUAGGUCUUCAGAAUUUCCCUCGGGCCCAUGAAUUUGAUUAUUGUAUGGGCCCAAAUGGGCUUUGCUUUAAAAAAAUCAUUUCACGCAAACUGUUUAUUACCUCACUAUAUAUUGAAAUUACUGUCAUAGUUAAAUUCUUUUGUUAUGCUUCAUUACAAUUCAAGAAUUGCAGGGGCGUAGCCAGCGGUACUCACUUACGCAUGUGCGUAACAUUAAUUUGAAAAAUGAAAAAAAAAGGCAAAAUUGCAUCAAAGUCGAGGGUUUAGCUAAAUAUUGAUAUCAGAAUAAGAUUAGCUUUAGUAGGCAUUGUUUCUCUGUGCUAGAUAGCUUACUGAGCUUAAAUCAAUCACUUGAUAACUACAAAGUCGGCAGCCUCGAACCUAUAAAUCCCUCCAAAAACUCAUCAGUGCUCAACAUGUUAGUUUCCUUUUUUUUCUCUGGGGAGCAUCCCCCUCCGAACACCCCUACGGCUUCAGGGAUAUUCCCACUCCCACACCCUCAUGCGUAACAUUCAGUAAAGCCUGGCUACGCCCCUGAAUUGAUUAACUCAGAUUGAUUAAAGUCUAAAAAAAGACUACACAAUUUGAGUCUUAGUUGUGUUGAAUUUGAUGAAAACAUUUUCAUAUAGUGUUAAAACUUGUUCAUUUUUCUUUUUAUGAAUUUGGCAAUGUCACAAUUGCCUUUAACAUUCCACUAUAUUUCAAGUGCUGUUCUAUAUAUUAUUAUCUUUAAGUCAAGGUAAAUUGAAGUUGACCCAAUUUUCUAUUUAGAUUAAGUUAUCUUCACAAUAACAUUCAAAAAUUAGUAAUAUUUUAAACUAAAAUUGUCAAUGAAAUGAUGUCAAUACUACUGAUAAAGUAAUCUGCUUGCAUCAAGUUGAAACUUAAGUUAUUUUUCUUUUGAAUCUGUAAAAAUCUUUGUCCAAUCUUAGAGCAGUUUCAUUAUACAGAAACUAGCUAAGAGUGAUUUUUUGCCCAGGAGAGAAUUUGAACAAUAGUGGGGUGGUUUUAUCAAAAAUCCUAGAAGUGAUUUUUACAUGAGAAAGGUUUUCAGGAGUUCAGUUCCAGUUUGAAAUCCUGUUUUAGAACAAAAUCAUUCCCAGGAUUAUUGAUGAAAGGAUCAUACCACAAGAUUUAUUUUUUCAAUCUGGGUAUGACUCUAAAGAUAGCAGGGUCAUUUGAUUUGGCCUUACUUUUCUUAGUCAUCUCUGGGUAUUCAAGGUGCCUUUUGACUAUUUGUUUUGCCAUAUAUAGCCACUGUUUGCCAUUAAAUCAAAGAUAAAUGUUUAAAUAAUAGAACUAACUUUACUAACUUCACUGGCAACAUUUCUAAAUCUCAGGUCUUAUAAUUGAGUGGUUUGCUUUAAAUUUAGCUUGAUAGAAAAAGAUAACAAAGUAGUUUAAUAACAUUUUUUUAUGUUAUUUAUCUCAUCCUUUUAACAUCUUUUGUCAGUGGUAAAAUUGAACACAAGCCUGCAAGCCCUGCACUGGUAAAAUGUCUGGCGGGCUUAUUUAAAUUCUGAAUUUUAUAUAGCAGGGCUUGUUAAAAAAUUACAUGCCAAACAAUGGUAUAAGAGUUCGGGCUAAAAUGUUCAUCCAAAAGUCUCAUUUUGGUGACUGUUUUUUCAGUUAAUCAUUGAUAAUGUAUUGAAUGAUGAUUAUUUUAUGUAUAUGAAUAAGAACUGAAUAAUAUGCAAAAAUAUAAUCAAAGAAAACUAAGAUAUAUGCAAAAUUCUCCUAAUACAUGUAUGUCAUGGCCAUGUUGAAUAUUAAUGUUUUAUUUUUACAUUUUUUUUUUAUAAUUGUGACUGCAUUUAGAAAUUUUCGCAUGUAUACUUAACUAAUAUAGAAAAGUUGACACUUAUUUUUUAUUAUUUUGUCAUUUCAGAAAAAUAUUUUUCACAUUUGAUAUUUUUAAAACAGGAAUUAAACUGGAAAUUUCUUGUUUGUGCACAUUAUCAGUUUAUUGGUAUAUCACUGUAAAGAAACAUUUCAUUUAAAAAAAAGAGGUAACUAAAGCUUUAUAUAAUAAUAUUUAGUUGCAUGGUUUGGUAGAUUUUAACACAUUGAGGGCUGAGCGGUAGACUGCACUAGCUGCUAACUUUAUACGUAGAAUUAAUGCAGUUUUAUGACAAGUCCUCAUCCUAGAAUUAGCCGUUGUCUUCACCUCUGUGCAAUGUACACUUAUGUGAUUCUUUUUUGUAUUUCAUUUGUUACUUCACCCCUUGUUUUUUCUUGGUGACUGCAAAAUUACGGGGUGAAAUGACUUUUGAUCUUUUGUGUUCUUGUGGUUGUGUUGUUUUUUUUCUCUCUUUUUGGAGUCUUGUCACAAGGUGUUAUUUUUUUACUUUAGGAAAUUCUUUAAUUAUCAUACCUUUGUUUGUUAAUUUCAUUGUUGAUGCACACAUCAGUAUUGUUAAUGAAUUCUAAUAAAAAGUAUCUAGAAAUACAGUACUGUUAAGACCAAACUUGACAGUAAGUGCACUUCUUGUGCACUCUUAGUUCACCAAAAGUGUAACCAAGUGUUUCUGGAGUUUUGCAGCUUGUGUAAAAUACAAAUAAAUUUAUAUUUUGUCCAAUAUCUUUGUUAACUAUACAACAGUAUUGUAUUGCAAAGUGUAAUCCUGUAUUGUAAGUAAAAAUGUAGAUAAAUCAUGAAAUUUAUAUUCAUUUCAAACAGAUAUCAGUUAAUGCAAGUUCAAAAUUUAUAGGACAUUAUGUUGUUAAUUGUUGUUAAUUAUAUGAUGAAAAUUUUAUUUUUCAAAUUGUAAAUGUCAUUGAUUAGAAGAUGAAUAAAAUAGAUUGUCAGUGG